Tuber melanosporum (Perigord truffle) is the source of this 939-nucleotide messenger RNA. RefSeq lists its product as uncharacterized. Bases 77 to 910 code for a protein of 277 amino acids. The record is from RefSeq and is a predicted model, not a curated record. Gene Ontology annotation, molecular function: acetyl-CoA hydrolase activity; coenzyme A diphosphatase activity. NCBI's taxonomy places the organism in Eukaryota, Fungi, Ascomycota, Pezizomycetes, Pezizales, Tuberaceae. Gene Ontology annotation, biological process: coenzyme A catabolic process. The transcript is spliced from 4 exons.
ACAACACCCAUACCAGAAGUCCCCGAAUUACAACAAAGUCACAGUAUAAUCAAAGCCUAGCUGCAAUAUAUAUAAAAUGUCACCAUUAUCACCCACCUCAACAAAAGCUCUCGAACGGCUACGGGCGUAUGUCCCCCCGCCAACUAUAUAUUCGUCCCUUCCCAUGUGCCGGCGGGCAGCAGUGCUAUUACUGUUAUUUGCGGACAGGGCUGGCGAACUAUGCAUAGUCUUGACGGUUCGUAGUGCAUCGCUGCGUACAUUCGCGGGCCAAGUUGCCUUACCUGGAGGAAGAGCCGACCGCCCGGACGAGACACCAGUGCAAACUGCCCGGAGAGAAGCUUAUGAGGAGGUCGGCCUCCCGCUAGACUCUCAUCCGUUCCCUUCGCAGGUCUCUGUGGAACAUUUGACAGAGCUACCGCUGUUCCAGGCGGGCACAAAUAUCGGCGUGAGGCCGUGCGUAGCAUAUAUGCGUGACAUUACCAAGGGUCUGGCAGCGGAUGUCGAUGAUAGCCUUAUACCAAAACUCGAUCCUCAGGAGGUCGCCAGCGCUUUUACCGUUCCACUGGAACGCUUUCUAAUGAAUGACUACGAUGAUGAUGAUGGUGCAAUGCAAGGAUUGGACGGCGUUCCAUGGUAUAACGGGAAUUGGUUUAGUUGGGGCGGGAGGAAGUGGAAGAAUCAUGAAUUCCAAGCACCAGUAUGGAACGGAACCAAGCUUCUGCGAUACAAGGUCUGGGGGAUGACGGCGAGGAUUCUGGUUGACGCCGCGAGAAUUGCAUACGGGAGGGACCCAGAUUUCCCUUCCCCGAAAUUUAUUGGGGAUGAAGACUUUAUUGCGUCCUCUUUUGCUGCAGGAGAAAUGGAUGAUGUAAGAUCUGGAGGAUCAGGGAAAGGACAAGAGAAUCUUUAGAUUAGAUGUCGAAAUUUUGAACUUUGCUU